UAACCUCAAGCGAUGUGUCCACACAGGUGCAGGUUCACAUAGAAACCAAACGAAAACAAACGAUGGUGGUGCUAACCAAAUCCGGUCAUAACCACAAAAGUCAAACAACGUCAUCGUUCACGUCUCGCUUUUUGCCAUGUGUGCAAACAGGCCAAUUCGACCUUUUCACACUCACCCUUCACCUCUAUAUCUACCUAGAUUUCGACCGCUCAGAAGUUUUCUCAACAUAUCUCUCUUCUUGCCUCGCGAUCGGCUACAAGAAUAUGUCAACGCGCCGUAAACCAUCAGCGCCUGCGAUGAACGGUGUCACCUCGCCCAUCUCAUCAUCCACCAUCAAAACCACGGCCGCGGCACGCGCACCUUUCCUCCCCACCCGCCUCGAAGCGCAGCUAUUGGCUAUAUAUCCCUUGACACUUCUCCUGGGCUCAGUCUUUAGCGUCCUAUCGCCCGCGUCGCGCGCGGCGCCGUACUCUCCGGAUCUGCAAUCCCACGAGCCCGCCUAUGCCCCGUCAUACUUUGCGCAAAAGAAGAACGUCUUCAAUGUAUACUUUGUCAAGAAGGGUUGGUUCUGGGCUACAGCUGCCUUUUUCGCCUUCCUUGCCAUGUGGCCUGGGUUUGGCUCGGGCUUGUCGGUGAAGAGGAUCAGAGCGACGCUGCGAUACCUGGUUGUAACGACUUGGUGGGUAUUUGUCACACAGUGGUUCUUCGGCCCUCCUCUUAUCGACCGUGGUUUCCGAUUUACUGGAGGACAAUGCGAGCUUCUUAAAGAUCCUGCAGCGAAACAAGAAAUGAGCGAUACCCGGGUAUAUAUCACUGCUGCCACUUGCAAAUCUGGGGGCGGUACAUGGAAAGGCGGUCAUGAUAUCUCAGGCCAUGUGUUCCUCCUCAUUCUCGGCUCAUCGUUGCUCUGGUUCGAGUUUCUGCCUGCUCUGACGCGCGCCGAGGGCCUUCGCGAUGGACGAAAAAUUGUACUAGCGGACGGUAAACUCGCCAGUGUUGCUGUGGAGAAAGAUCCCAACACAGAGGAAGAGGAACCGACGACUCGAGGCGUCAGGUUUUCUCUUGGAGUCGCGGCACUCAUGUGGUGGAUGCUACUGAUGACCGCUGCUUUCUUCCACACUUGGUUCGAAAAGUUCACUGGAUUGAUAGUCGCCUUCCUUGGUCUGUGGGCAGUGUACUUUCUCCCAAGAGCGAGCCCGCAGAUUCGAGCGGUUUUGGGAAUGCCAGGUGUGUAA
Molecule: messenger RNA, 1235 nt
Organism: Periconia digitata
Lineage: Eukaryota; Fungi; Ascomycota; Dothideomycetes; Pleosporales; Periconiaceae
Source: the annotation of a GenBank genome assembly